GUUCCACAUCACUACCGCAUUUUUGGCGGCUCGUGCAGCGCAUGCCUACCCUAGCGAGAGUUGCUCAAAGGCAAUCAAAUCGAGCGCACCAAGAACAGUGGGGGGUGCCUCAAUCGCACACAGCAACUCCUUCGCCGCGUUCUCCUUUGAGCCAGCAUUCUGGGUGGAAUUCUUUGGCAACGCAAGCACUCCGAACAACCUGACAUUUGCCAUUUCUCGGCCGCAUUCACGAAUAUGGCGGCCAUCCUAUCAUCCAGCCUGGUGGCAUCACCAUGGGCAGCACGGUCUUCGAACCGGAAGGUGGAGACACUGUUCGCACGACCAGCCCUGACGGUGGGGUCUGGAGAACAACGGUCGAACCUGACUACUACAAGAGUUCGGAUAACUUCCCAGAAGGCACAGAGUUCGUCUCAACGCUCAACUUUGGUAACGAGAGUCUAGACAUUGCGAAAGGCCUUGCAGUAACCUCCGUCACAUACCAAGGUGACAAGGUGGCAUACUUUGAGCUCGGCAAUGAGCCGACGAACUACGAGGAGAGCCGAUGGAAUCGUUCGACAGAUGCGUAUAUGAGCGAGUGGAAACAGUAUACUCAUGAAAUCGACGCGGCUGUCAACGCGAGCGGCGACAGCAACCUCACCAGUCAGCGAUGGUGGGCAUCAUCCGCCACAACAGACGAUUUUGGUCUUGAAGUGCGACCAGUUACUCUCAUUCCGGCUGGCGUCGACUCAGAGGACCAGGUCGGCAUCUACUCGAUUCACUCCUAUGCGUUCUCAACCUGCGAUCCAAAGCGCGCCGCACUGGCUACGAUCGCGAACAUCUUGAACCAUACCGAGCUCACUCACUACUGCGAUGAGGAAAUCUACCCUUCUGCUUGUGUUACUCUUGAAGUUGGAGCGCGCUGGAACAUCGGCGAGUUCAACUCGGUCUCCUGCUCAGGCGCGCCUAACGUCACAGACACUUUUGCGCAAGCUCUUUGGGUGAUUGAUAGCGAGCUCAUCUACGCUACUCGCAAUGCAACAAAUACCCAUCUCCACCAAGGCGCGACUCUCGCUCUGCAGUCUAAGGACCAAGUCAACACGCCAGACGCGAACGGCACACCUGGCUUCAGCACAUAUUCGAUACUUUACCCGCGAGAGAGCAACCUGCGAGGCCCAUCUCGCACUUUGAUUUCGUUCCUUGCUCAGCUCUUCAUGGCUGAAGCCUUCGCCACUUCCAGUACACGUGUCCGAGCCCUCGAUGCACCUUCUGGUGUCGAUCCAGAGUUAUUCGCGGCGUAUGCGUUUCACGUUGACGAUCGUAUCUCUAAACUUGCACUUGUGAACAUGAAGCCAUACUACGCCAACUCAACGUCCGGCUUUACCAUUCAAGUGGAUCUGUCUUCCCUGACGCAUACUGGCAACGGCGGUUGUGUUCGUAUGAAGCGUUUGACUGCGCGCUUUGUCAAUACUGAAGACAGCAAUAUUUCGAUGUGGGCUGGUCAGUCGUUCCCUAUGGGUGAGCCGGUGGACGACAUGGCAAUCGAUAUGAUCGGUAAGGACGCCAAGGUUAGUGUCAGAGGCAGUGAAGCUGUUUUGGUCUUCUUCGACGAUGUGUAUGGACUUUGCGAAAUAAGAGCGUGGAACAAGAUAGUCAGCAUCCAACCGGAUAGAUACUAAGAAUGUGCUGGUAUAACAGGGGCAUAAGCUUUUCAGCGUAGCAUUGAUAUUCGAGGAAGAAAUGAUGCUAUGUACAAGUGACGCA
Messenger RNA from Macroventuria anomochaeta, 1740 nucleotides. RefSeq names its product glycoside hydrolase family 79 protein. The record is from RefSeq and is a predicted model, not a curated record. NCBI's taxonomy places the organism in Eukaryota, Fungi, Ascomycota, Dothideomycetes, Pleosporales, Didymellaceae. The coding region runs from base 273 to 1655 and encodes 460 amino acids. The transcript has a single exon.